AUGCCUUAUUAUAUCACCAUAUUCUCGUUUUUAUUGUUCGUGCUGUUAUAUCUUCAUAUGUCACGGUCAAUUAUUAAUGAAACUUUAACUAUAGCUUAUGUUUCGCCUGAUUUUUAUGUGGAUAAAACAAUCAACGGAGUUCCAUUUCUCAUUUUGAAUUAUAUCGGUGUAUUAAUGUGUUCUAAAGAGUGUUUGGACAGAACGCUGUGCAAAGCAUUACAACAUGAAAAACUUAAAUGUUCAUUACAUGACAGAGUUAUCCUUGAAAACCAGUUAAUUUAUAAAAAGGGUUCAAUUUUCAGCUUUAAAUCAAAUUCAACAGAAGAUAUUUUCGGGAAGGUAUCAGGAAGCUGUGGGAAUGGUACAUGCCCUGAUGGUCAGAAAUGUAUAAUAUCAAACAGUGGAAAUCAUACAUGUGUUUUAACUGAAUGUCCGAAUAUCCCAGCUCUGCCAUUAAAUAGGACAGUGUUUGAAAGACAACGUGCAGUUGGCGCCAGAGUUGCUGUAACAUGUAAAUAUAGAGAAGUGGGUUCUCCUUUUACAACCUGCAAAGCAGAUGGCACUUGGACUCCUAUUACGCAUUACACAUGUUAUACGAUUUGUACACCAGUAAGACAAUACAAACGUUAUACAGUCAAUUCUUCUGCGGUUAUCAUUGGAACUAAUCUGACUUUCACAUGUAAACGAGAAUUAUCAUUGAUUGGUACGGCGUAUAAAAAAUGCCUCUCUAAUGCCUAUUGGAGUAAUUUGAGUUAUGGUUGCAUGUAUGCACGAUCUUGUACUCAUGGUAAAAUGCGUCAACUAUCCGUUAUUCCAACAUUAAAGAUCGACCCACAAGGAUAUCCGUCGAGAGACGCAUUUACUGUCCAAUGUAAAGAUGAUAAAGGUUCUGCAUGGACUGUGAUUCGUGAGUAUAAAACUUUGUAUACUAUGUAUAUCAGACGAAUAUCUCGGACGAAAAUAUUAAGACAUGUACUUGGAUCUCAGCUCCGUUCUUGGUCUAUUAACACUUUUCGACAUGGCGUUGCCUGUCUUCAUCAAUCCAAUCAGAUGCACAAGAAUUUACAGAGAUUCUGUUGUAACUUUAUGACACCAGCUAUUAACCUAUCUGAAAUAUACAUUAAUGCUUCAACAGAAUCGGAUAUAAACGGUACCAUCAGUAUAAAGUUAAGUUAUGAACAAUCCAUAUUUAGAAUAAAAAAGUUGAUACAAGUAUCCACUUUCUGCCACCAGUAUGUUACUUAUAGGUGCUUAAAUUCACCUAUACAUGAUUUGGUAAACGAAUUUACAUCUAGAUUUCUGAAAUCAAAUGGUGAAGCUCUUGAUUAUUUUCCUGGUGGAGCGAGAGGGCAAAAUAAUUGUCGAUGUAAUGAGACGAGUGGAUGCGCUGGUGAUAAUUUAUGCAAUUGUGACGUGACCGAUAACGAGUGGAGACUGGACGAAGGUUAUAUUUCGAAUAGGAGCGAUUUACCGUUAACAACGUUUAUAACUAAUAAACGCUUAGAUAAGGAAUUGAAUUUAACAAUUGGUAAUUUGGAAUGUCGAGGUUUACGACCUGACUUAGAACGGAGGGAAAAAUGA
Messenger RNA from Lottia gigantea (owl limpet), 1581 nucleotides. RefSeq lists its product as hypothetical. The transcript has 8 exons. Lineage: Eukaryota; Metazoa; Mollusca; Gastropoda; Lottiidae. The record is from RefSeq and is a predicted model, not a curated record. The coding region runs from base 1 to 1581 and encodes 526 amino acids.